AUGAAGAAUCUUCUGAGGAAGAGCCUAUUUAGAGUAUCCGUGCUCUUUGUCUAUGCCUUAUUCGGAGGAGGACUAUUCUACUGUAUUGAAAAGAUACCCGAAGACAGCAAAGAUGUUUAUUUAAGACUCUCUCGGGAGCUGCAAACAAAUUUUACAAACAAGUUCAAUGUCUCCAUGAACGAGGAAGAUUUUAAAAGGUUCAUCUAUAGAGCUUUCGAAGUAGUCGGAGUUAGACGUAACGCAGAUUGGAACUUUCUUCGCUCACUCAGUUUUACGCUGACAACUUUAGCGACUGUUGGUUAUGGUCACAUUACACCAGAGACUCCACUUGGACAAAUCGCAACGGUGGUAUACAGCUUUCUUGGUAUUCCUCUGACGAUGCUGGUUCUGAAAACAAUGGGAGAAAUGGUUUCCAAACUGGUUAAUCACUUAAUAUACGCAAUCGAGGCAAAGUUGCUUUGCAGGAAACGACCUGGAAACGUUAAGAUGAAGAGUGUUUUUGUAACAUUUGCUCUCGUGAUUCUGACCAUUUGUCUCGGUGGAUUGGAAGGGAUCUACCUUGAAGGUUGGACUUUUGUAGAAGGGUUCUACGCAUGGUUCGCCACACUAUCCACUGUAGGCUACGGUGACUACGUUCCCCGAUGGAGUUUGCUUUUACAAGCUGAAGAAUCUUCAAAUCCAAAAUCCAAGUUGGGCCUUGGCUUGAUUAUGUUUAUUUCAGCACUCCCAAGCAUGGCAGCUCUGUGUGCGGUUGCUGGUCUACUAAACGCCCUCGCUGAAACCGUUGAUGAGUUGAAAAUCAAAUCGAACGCUCGUAAUCUUUUUCUUGGGCAUCAUGAAAGAAAAAUUGGAAUUGGAAGGACAUGUAUCAACGAAACAAUCAGUAACAGAAGAGAGCGGUCAGCAACAUUUUGA
This is a messenger RNA of Stylophora pistillata, 915 nucleotides long. Its product is annotated as potassium channel subfamily K member 3-like. NCBI's taxonomy places the organism in Eukaryota, Metazoa, Cnidaria, Anthozoa, Scleractinia, Pocilloporidae. The record is from RefSeq and is a predicted model, not a curated record. Gene Ontology annotation, cellular component: plasma membrane. Gene Ontology annotation, biological process: stabilization of membrane potential; potassium ion transmembrane transport. Gene Ontology annotation, molecular function: potassium ion leak channel activity; outward rectifier potassium channel activity.